AGUAACUAACCUAACAAAUUCUGACUAGCGUGAUAGGACUUUCUAGAAGUUUGUUAGCUUCAGUUGGUGAUAAUAGAAACAUUUUCGAUAAAAAUGAGUGGUGAUUGUGAUAAAACUGAACAAUUUGAUGGACUGUUUCUUUCUAUUGCUCAGCAUCAUCCUCAAGGUCCUUCUCAGUUAUUGGACACUUUUGUAAGUUUCCUCAGAAGAAAAACGGAUUUCUUUUCUGGAGGACAAGAUGGGGCAUGGGAAAAGAUGGUAAUGAGCACUUUUAGAAAACACGAUAAAAUUUAUAAAGAUGAACGAGAUGCUGAGCUAAAAGAAAAGAAAGAGAAAGAAGCUGCAAAAUUAGCAGCAGCUCAGAAAAAGACAACGAAAGCACAGCAACCAAGCAGCAGCAGUGAUCAUGCACAAAUUACUGAAUUGACAGAUGCUGAAGCAGAGAAGCUUCAAGAAGAAUUAAAUGCUGCAAAAUCAAAGAAACCUGAAACAGUACCUUCUGAGGAGACACCUACUGUUUCUAAAGUUAUUGAAGAAGAUGAAGAGGAAUCUGAAAAAGGCAAACUUCUACCAAACAAGGGAAAUGGAUGUGAUUUGGAAAAGUACAGUUGGACUCAAACACUUCAAGAUUUAGAGGUUCGAAUUCCUCUAAACGUGAACUUCAAGGCCAGACAGAAGGAUGUGGUGGUCAACAUUACCAAGAAGCAUCUGACAUGCGGCGUCAAGGGCCAACCUCCCAUUAUCGACGACGAUCUACCAUACGAAAUCAAAGUCGAGGAGUCAACGUGGGUCAUUGAGGAUGGACGACUCAUUCUUUUGACAAUGGAGAAGGUUAAUAAAAUGAAUUGGUGGAGCAAAUUAGUAGUUUCGGAUCCAGAAAUAAGCACCAAAAAAAUCAAUCCAGAACCGUCAAAACUUAGUGAUUUGGAUGGUGAAACUAGAGGUUUAGUAGAGAAGAUGAUGUACGAUCAAAGACAAAAAGAAAUGGGUUUACCAACCAGUGAUGAACAAAAGAAACAGGACGUAUUGAAAAAGUUUAUGGAACAACAUCCAGAAAUGGACUUUUCAAAAUGCAAAUUUAAUUAAAAAAGUCACACUUACCUUAUUAUUAUUCCAUGCCUUUAUUAUAUUUUGUAUUUUAAAUGUUUUUGCUUUAGUUUUUUUUGUUUUUAUUUUAUUAAAUAAUAGAAGAAAAGGCACAUGUGGUUUUAAAUAAUUUUUCG
Molecule: messenger RNA, 1223 nt
Organism: Agrilus planipennis (emerald ash borer)
Lineage: Eukaryota; Metazoa; Arthropoda; Insecta; Coleoptera; Buprestidae
Product: nuclear migration protein nudC
Exons: 6
Coding region: 94-1086 (330 amino acids)
Biological process (GO): protein folding
Cellular component (GO): cytoplasm
Source: RefSeq, a predicted model, not a curated record